Messenger RNA from Oryza sativa Japonica Group (Japanese rice), 2955 nucleotides. Its product is annotated as wall-associated receptor kinase 2. Gene Ontology annotation, molecular function: protein serine/threonine kinase activity; calcium ion binding; polysaccharide binding. NCBI's taxonomy places the organism in Eukaryota, Viridiplantae, Streptophyta, Magnoliopsida, Poales, Poaceae. Gene Ontology annotation, cellular component: plasma membrane. Gene Ontology annotation, biological process: cell surface receptor signaling pathway; protein phosphorylation. The record is from RefSeq and is a predicted model, not a curated record.
GAUUUGCUCUUGUAACUUGACCCGCACAAUUUUAACCGCCCCAUUUUAUUAGCUGUAUCAGUAGAGCUCUACCUGAUAGUUUUCUUUAGAAACAAUUGUACGAUGAUUAAUUUUAUACUUUCUCAAAACUUCUCUGCUAUGUAGUUGACUUACAUUUUUACAGCUCUACAUAUUUCAUUCUACUAUAUAUUGGCAGCCUAAUCAUACAAACGGGACUAAACCUAAGUCCCAGAUUAUAAGCAGUAAACUGUAAACCAGAGAUAGUAGAAAGAUAAGCACUGUCUCACUGCUAACCAGGCAAUUAACCUUCAGCAAUUAUGCAAGAAGCACCAUCGACUCGAUUUCUCCUGUUCAUCUUCUACCUGACUGCAGUAUCGUCGUCGUCCGGCGUCUCGUCGGCGGCGGCGGCCGGACGCGCCAUAUCGCUGCCUGGGUGCCCCGACAAGUGCGGCGACGUCUCCAUCCCCUACCCGUUCGGCGUCGGCGACCGCUGCGCCGCCGUCGGCCUCAACCCGUACUUCAACAUCACCUGCGACGACGCCGUGAGGCCACCGGUCCCGAAGCUGGGCGACCCUGGCAUGGAGGCCGAGGUCCUCGACAUCACGCUGGAGCGCGGCGAGAUCCGCCUCACCGGCUUCCUCAGCUACGUCUGCUACACGUCGAGCAACAGCUCGUACGCCAGCCUCCCGGGCGGCAUCUUCGUCGGCGGCACGCAGCUCCGCGUCUCGCCGUCGCGCAACCAGCUCACGGUGAUCGGGUGCAGAGCUCUUGGCCUGCUGGUCGGCGGCGCCCACGCGGGCGGCUCCGGCGACGGCGACGAGUACGCCACCGGCUGCUACACCUACUGCGCCAGCCUCAACAGCACGGACGCCGACGGCGCGCCCUGCGCCGGGACGGGGUGCUGCCAGGCGCCCAUCUCGUCGGACCUCGCCUACGUCGGCGGGACGUUCCCGAGCAACUGGACGAACAGCGGUUGGCGCUUCAACCCGUGCUUCUACGCCCUUAUCGCGGAGGUUGGGUGGUACAGCUUCCGGCGGCGCCACCUCGCCGGCGUCCUUGGGUUCGUCAACGAGACCAAGCCCAGCGACAUCCCCGUCGUCCUCGAUUGGGCGGCCAGGGACGGCUGGUGCCCGGCGACGGCGGAGGAGAAGGCGCGGCGGAAGUACGCGUGCGUGAGCGGCAACAGCCACUGCGUCAACUCGAGCAACGGCAUGGGUUACUCGUGCAGCUGCAACCAAGGCUACGAAGGCAACCCUUAUCUUGACAACGGCUGUCAAGAUAUAGACGAAUGCACGCUACGAAGACAGGGUCGCCAAUACGAGGAUGUAUACCCAUGCAAGCACGGUAUCUGCAUCAAUACACCAGGAAGCUACCGUUGCAAAUGCAAGGCAGGAACAAAACCAGAUGGCACGAAUUUUGGAUGCCAACAAGUGCUCCCCAUGGCUGCCAAAGUGAUCAUAGGGCUGAGUGCGUGUUCCAUCUUCGUCAUGGCUCUGUCAUGCAUGCUAGUAAUCCAACUGCAGAGAAGGAAGCACACCAUCGAGAAGCAGGAGUACUUCAGGCGAAACGGAGGCCUGAGGCUGUACGACGAGAUGGUGUCGAGGCAGGUCGACACGGUGCGCGUGCUCACCGUCGACGAGCUCAAGAAAGCCACCGACAACUUCAGCGACGCCCGCGUCCUCGGCCGCGGCGGCCACGGCACGGUCUACCGUGGCACGCUCGACGAUCUCCGGGAGGUCGCCAUCAAGAGGUCCAAGGCGGCGGUCGACGGCGACGGCGACGGCGGCGGCUGCAAGGAGGAGUUCGUCAACGAGAUCAUCGUGCUGUCGCAGAUCAACCACCGCCACGUCGUGCGGCUGCUCGGCUGCUGCCUGGAGGUGCACGUCCCGAUGCUGGUGUACGAGUUCGUCCCCAAUGGCACCCUGUUCGACCUCCUCCACGGCGGGACGGCGGCGCGGCGGCGGCCGGUGUCGCUGGGCCUCCGGCUGAAGAUCGCGGCGCAGUCCGCGGAGGCGCUGGCGUACCUGCACUCGUCGGCGUCGCGCGCGAUCCUCCACGGCGACGUCAAGUCGCUCAACAUCCUGCUCGACGGCGCGCUCGACGCCAAGGUCGCCGACUUCGGCGCGUCGGCGCUGAGGUCCGCCAUGGGCGAGGGCGAGUCGUUCAUCGAGUACGUGCAGGGCACCCUGGGCUACCUCGACCCGGAGAGCUUCGUCAGCCGCCACCUCACCGACAAGAGCGACGUGUACAGCUUCGGCGUCGUCCUCGCGGAGCUCAUCACCCGCAAGAAGGCGGUGUACGAAGACGACGGCGGCGGCGGCGGAGGCUCCGGCGAGAAGCGGUCGCUGUCGUCCACGUUCCUCGCGGCCUCCAGCCGGGGUGAGCUCUGGAGAGUGGUGGACCGCGACAUCAUGGACGGCGACGACGUCGACGCCGUGGUCCGGGAGCUCGCGCGGGUCGCCGAGGAGUGCAUGGGAGCGAGAGGCGAGGAGAGGCCGGCGAUGAAGGAGGUGGCGGAGCGGCUGCAGGUGCUGAGGAGGGUGGAGAUGAUGGAGGCGGCCGCAGGUGUUGAGGUGGUGGAUGGCUUCAAUGGAGGAGGAUUAGUUGGGCGGCAUGGGCAUCUGGACACCACGACGACGACGACGACGUCUUAUUACCAGAGCAUGGAGACGGACAAGCUCCAGCUGGAUGUUGAUGAUCUUGUACGCUAGCUGAUGCUUCUAAAACCUUUACUUCUUCUGUAAAGUAAAAAAAGGUGUAUAUGAGAUUGUAAAUAUGAUAGUUGAACCUACACUACAAAACUACUAGCACUAAAGAAAUGACAAAGCAAAAGAAAAAAAAAUACGCAAGCCAACAAGUCCUGUUAUACGUACACGUUUCACUCCUCUUAUACCAUGCAAACUUAAAACAGAACUCACUCAGAAAUAAGAUGAAUUUUAUUUAUUUUUUGAACAA